Hevea brasiliensis (rubber tree) is the source of this 1453-nucleotide messenger RNA. RefSeq names its product alpha/beta hydrolase domain-containing protein WAV2. Gene Ontology annotation, biological process: proteolysis. Gene Ontology annotation, molecular function: palmitoyl-(protein) hydrolase activity; serine-type peptidase activity. Lineage: Eukaryota; Viridiplantae; Streptophyta; Magnoliopsida; Malpighiales; Euphorbiaceae. Gene Ontology annotation, cellular component: membrane. The coding region runs from base 151 to 1104 and encodes 317 amino acids. The record is from RefSeq and is a predicted model, not a curated record. The transcript has 8 exons.
AGGCAAGGCGUCACCAGCAGCGGUUCUAUUGCCCAUUAAUACUUUGCCAGGAGUAUUUGCUAAAGCAUCAAAUCAAACUCAAAUCACGAGAGAGAAAAAAGAAAAAAGAAAAAAGGGAAAAAAGAUCUAAACGGCAAGCUAUCCCAGAAUAUGGUGUCGUACGUCAGUGCGUUGCUGUACGGAGUGGGCGGCAUAGUGAUGGCAGGGAUGGCGCUGCUCGUGGCUUUCCAAGAGAGGUUAGUCUACGUCCCUGUCUUGCCCGGUCUCACCAAAUCCUAUUCUAUAACUCCUGCCCGCCUCCGACUCCUUUACGAAGACGUUUGGCUCAGAUCCUCCGACGGCGUUCGCCUUCACUGUUGGUUCAUUAAGUUCUUUCCUGAAUGCCGAGGUCCAACCAUCUUGUUUUUCCAGGAGAAUGCAGGAAAUAUUGCUCACCGUCUUGAAAUGAUUCGCAUCAUGAUACAGAGGUUGCACUGCAAUGUGUUCAUGCUUUCAUACCGAGGUUAUGGAGCAAGUGAUGGAUACCCUUCUCAACAUGGAAUCACAAAGGAUGCUCAGGCUGCAUUGGAUCAUCUUUCUCAGAGGACUGACAUUGACACAACUAGAAUAGUUGUGUUUGGGAGGUCACUUGGGGGUGCAGUUGGGGCUCUGCUGGCAAAAAACAACCCUGAUAAGGUUGCUGGACUGAUUCUGGAAAAUACUUUUACGUCUAUUCUGGACAUGGCUGGAGUGCUACUGCCUUUCUUAAAGUGGUUUAUUGGAAGUAGUUGUUCAAAAGGUCCUAAAAUUCUUAAUUUUCUCAUCCGUUCUCCAUGGAGCACCAUUGAUGUCAUAAGCCAGGUUAAGCAGCCAAUCGUUUUUCUCUCUGGAUUGCAAGAUGAAAUGGUACCCCCAUCCCAUAUGGAAAUGCUAUAUGCUAAGGCAGCUGCUCAUAACAAGGAAUGCAUCUUUGUGGAAUUUCCUACUGGCAUGCACAUGGACACCUGGCUGGCCGGUGGUGAUCAUUAUUGGAGGACUAUUCAGCAGUUUCUUGACAAGGAUGUUCCCGAGAAGAAGGAAAAUGAGUCACACCACAUAGACCGAGACAAACCCUUUAUAAUCUGACGCCGGUGCCAAAUCUCGUAGAAGACUGCUCUCCUUUUCUGCAUGACUGUACUCUGUAACUGGUAAAGCGAAGAGAAACUACUUUGGUGAUUUGAAAGGCUGUUUCUUUGAUGUGGGACUUGAAUUCAGAAACCAUAAAAUUGUGAAUUGUAUGGUUUGAAAACAGCCACAUUCUGAAAAUGGUCAUUCCCUAAAGCAGAUGUCUUAUACCAAUAGUCAUAAAAUCAACUAGGUAAAAAAACAGCUGUUUUUGGUUUCAGCCACAUUAUGUGGUGGUUUGAUAUAUAUUUUUUUUUGGGUGGUUGUGCAAUAGUAGAAGUUUAUAUCUGUGAAAAAAGAGUUGAGGAAA